Molecule: messenger RNA, 558 nt
Organism: Helobdella robusta
Lineage: Eukaryota; Metazoa; Annelida; Clitellata; Rhynchobdellida; Glossiphoniidae
Exons: 4
Biological process (GO): spermatid development; axoneme assembly
Cellular component (GO): motile cilium; nucleus
Source: RefSeq, a predicted model, not a curated record
UACGUAGGAGAUAGAAAUGAGAAAAGAGAGAGACAUGGGUGGGGGAAGGCAGUUCUCCCAAAUGGAGACAGAUAUGAAGGUAACUACGUUGAAGGAAAAAGACACGGUUUUGGAGUUUACAGAUUCUUAAAAAAUCGAGCUCAGUAUUCGGGGAACUACAUAUACAAUUAUCGACAAGGAUUCGGUACAAUGAUAUACCCCGACGGCAGCAAAUAUGAAGGAAAUUGGACAGAUGGUCACAGGAAUGGUUAUGGUAAAUACUGCUAUAUAAAUGGAGACAUCUACGAUGGUGAAUGGCGGAAAGAUAAGCGCAAUGGAAUGGGCGUUUACUACCACGCAGAAACUGCUACACAGCAUGCUGGCUGGUGGAAAAAAGGAAAACGAGAAGGGCCGGCCGAGGUCACAUUUUUGAAUCAUCGAUUUAUUGGAAGCUACAAAAAGAACAGACCAUUAGGUCCAGGAAAAUUUGAAUUUGCAAACAAUUCAGAAGCCACAGGGGCUUAUGUAAUGAAAGCAACAGAUGUAAGUAUUGUAAUAAAAACCAGUUUAGAGUUGUGA